CCGCACCACCACCGAUCCCCACCUGCUCUCCAUCCCCUCUCUUUAUCCCUCUCUGGAUCCCCCACCAAACCCUAGCCUUCCUCCUCCCCUCGCGCCGCCACUUUCUCCUUCCUCCACACCUUCUUCUUUCAUCUCUGUGAACAAACGAGAAACAACACCGCCUCCACCUUGCCAUGGCGCCGCCGCUAUGGUCCAUCCCCCGACGAUCUGAGACCACCACCAGAAGCGCCUCAACGUCCUCUACAUCCCUCUGCGAGGAAUCGACCCACGACGCCUUGAAGCACCCGCACCACCGCCGUUUCUUCACCAUGGCCGCCAUACUCCGGCGUCAAUUCCAGCCACCCUCGUCCUCCUCCGGCCAAACCGAGCACACCACCUCCUUCCCCGCGUCGAGCCGCACCUCCGACGCCUCUACCUCGCCCCGAUUCACUCUCAGUUUCCAGAUCCGUGCUCGACCUGAGCCAUCCGCCAUGGCCGUUUCACCAGAAGCUUUCCGCCAGAGUCUGGUUCAAAAACUGCUCGUUCCGUUUCUGUUCACAAACAGUCAAGCAGCGCAGUGGUGGGUCCCCUUCAUCAGCCUCUACCGGCGCCACCUCAGCUUCUUUGCCAGUCAAGGCACAGUCAGCACAUCCUGGCCCCGCUCGUCAUUCCCUGUGGCUGGCUUCCUUUCGCUUUUGCUUCUUCCCGGAUAGGAUCACGAAGUGGUGCAGUGAGAUACGACAAGUUCUCCGGAUGUUCCUCGGCAAGCUUUAACAGGCAAGCAUUUCCCCUAUACUCCUGCCCCUGCAGGAGUUGCUCACCUAUUUUAUUUUGCCUUCUCCCUCAUGCUAUCCUUAAGUUGCGUUCUUGUCACGUGUCCUUUCCACUUGUUACCUCAAGCAACCCAUAUUGCCACCACCACCUCCUACGGCUAUUGUUUGGUUAUCGAGUCUGCCCUUGCGAGUCGUAGUGCAAGCUAGUGCUGUUUUAUCUCGUUACCGUUAUUGUUAUCUUAUCGGGUUAUAUGUUGGGAAGAAUCAUGGUUACUUUAGUUGUUGACAUUUGUUUAGCGGAGGCAUCGGUGGGUCAGCUGAUCGUUUUAUGAUGGCUCACUUGUGUUUCCUAAAUAAUUUAGGACCCGAGUUCUUGUUAUCUGUUCCGAGACUGAGCGCUCUAACCACACGUGGGUAUGCUUACCGGGUCUCCCCUCGACCACUGCCGGAAUCUACAGCUUUGUCCAGUGGCCACAACUAGUUUGGAUGUUUGUUUUGUUUCUCCCGGGCGUGCAAGCUUGUUUCUUUGUGGUCAGAUGAUAUGAUGUUACUUUUGGGGAAGCCGUGUUGCCUUGUAACCCCGUUGUCUCUUGCACGCUCGUAGGAUGCGGUACGUAUUGCUGAAGAUGGAUUCACCCUGCGGGCACUGUUUCCAUCCGAAAGCCGUAGACGCAAACAACUAAGUCCGCGUCGGAGUUUCGAUCGGGCUUCGAAACGGGUUAACUUAGUUAGGUGGCUUCCUGGACAUUGUUGUAGUGAAGGAGAGUGCGUGUCGUGAUAUCCACCUGUCGUAAGUGGGUUGAUCGUGCGUGUGGGCACAUUUGGGCACCCCUGCAGGGUUACAAUCUUAUCGAUAAGCCGCGUCCGCGGUUAUGGACGACUUGGAGCUGUAUGACUCGACCAUAGACAACUUACACCUGUUGUUUAUUAACAAUAACUUGCGUAGUAAGUUAGCACAACUUCAAUAAUAAAUGGUUAAAACUUGACAACCGUGUGAGUGCCUUUGUAAGUACCUCCUGGCGAGGGGGGAACACAUCGGUUGGGUUAUGUUUGCAGAGUAUAGAACUGUUAGAUUGUGCGCUCUCUCAUCUUCUCUGAUUAGACGAAUGUUGUAGAGUGUCUCUAUAGGUUUUUAGUGCUUGCGCGUUGCCGCUUAACCCCACCAUAUUGCCUAUGACGUUCCUCUUGCGUCCUCUAAGUCCCCUGCGUGCCUCAAGUACAAAGGACGACUGGUUGACGAAUGCUUAUACGUCUUGAAGUCUUGUUAAGUACGAACCCGUACUUAUUGUUGCUUCUACGGGAUAUAACCGGGCAGGUAUGAAGAUAUGUUCGAUGAAGACAACGCUAGCAAGGUUACCCUUCCGGCUUGGCCUGGGCAGGGUUAUGGACGCCACUGGUUAUCUUCAGGACUCUUAGUCCAAUUUGUAUCUUGUCCAUACUCGGAUGUAUCCGCUCUUUUGUAUGAUUUGGAUCUUUGUAUUGUAUAUUUGUAUCUUGACUCGUUGGAGUCGUUGUUGUAAUAUAUGUAUCUUGUGGGCUCUAUUGUAAACCUGUUGUAAUGUUACUACUCGUGGUAAUUCCUCUGGCAUCA
Lolium perenne is the source of this 2343-nucleotide messenger RNA. Lineage: Eukaryota; Viridiplantae; Streptophyta; Magnoliopsida; Poales; Poaceae. The record is from RefSeq and is a predicted model, not a curated record.